Messenger RNA from Trametes versicolor FP-101664 SS1, 2679 nucleotides. RefSeq lists its product as uncharacterized. The transcript is spliced from 2 exons. Lineage: Eukaryota; Fungi; Basidiomycota; Agaricomycetes; Polyporales; Polyporaceae. Gene Ontology annotation, biological process: positive regulation of translation. Gene Ontology annotation, molecular function: RNA binding. The record is from RefSeq and is a predicted model, not a curated record. The coding region runs from base 1 to 2679 and encodes 892 amino acids. Gene Ontology annotation, cellular component: cytosol; cytoplasmic stress granule.
AUGUCUUGGUCUUUCGCACAGGCGACUAAUGAGACUCUGGUUUGGUGCCCCGCCUUCGCGCGUACCGUGCAUCUUCGAACAGGUGAGAAGACGAAGUGGGUUCCAGUACCACCGGAGGAGCUGCAAUUUGAGCGGCCAAACCGCACGCAGCAUCAGAGGCCUCGUCCUCCACAAACCGACCGCAACUCCCGCCCACCAGGCGGGCCUUCAGGUGCACCGUCCACGUCCUCAGGACAAGGAUCGCAGCAACAAAGUCGGGCACAGUCCUCUGCCGGCAUGCGUCCGCCUCCCUCGCACACCGGUUCUGUGUCACAUUCCCAGGCGCAAAGCCGGACUGGGAGUGUUCACUCAAGUCCGCGCCAUGCCAGCAUCCGUGGAGGCGGCAGACGGCUGCCCGAUGAAGGUGGCGCACCUCCGUUCGGUGCGAGCAGGAGUAUGCGCUCGUCGGGGCCAAACUCUCCCGCAGCAUUCGCGCAGCCACAGCCGCUGCCCCCACAGGAGUUCAUCCCGGGCGUACGCUCGUUCAUCAGCACAAACGGCGGGCAGGGCGGUUGGGACCCCUCGUUACUCAGCACCAUUCCUGACUCUGGCGCGCCCGACAUGCCUCCUCCAGGCCCAUUUUACCCACCGCCCGGCCCGCCGCUCGGCAUGUCGCCGUACCACUCGCCGCAGCCUGCGGGCUCCCCAGCCCCCAAUCCUUACGCACAACCGCCCAUGGUCUACGCUGGCCAGCCGGGCAUCCCUCAGCCUGUCCACGCCCCCGGAUAUGGCACACCACCGUACCCGAUGUACCCUCCCUACUCCUACGGCUAUCCUCAACCGUACAUGUACUGGCCUCCGCCUAAUGGUCCACCGCCCCCACCUCCACCGCAAAGUAUGCCCUCUGGAUCUCCCGCUAUGAACCCUGUGCACCCCGGUGACCUCGGUAUACCUCCACCUACCCUGAUGGCAAGGCCUCCGCCGCCGAACGAGUCGGAGGCUGUAGCGGGAUAUCGCGAUGUUGCAGCAACCCUGCCUGCUGUAGAGGAGAACCGGGCUCAACAAAAUGGAGGGCAGAGCAGCGAGCGGGGAAGGCGAAUACGCGAGCUCAACUUUGGCAGCAUCGCUUUGCAGGGCACCCAGAGCCCUAGUCCUGCACCGGGAUCACCGAACACGGGCGCUGGGUCUGUCUCCGGAGGCGCUGACCGGGUGAGCGUACCAGCGGAUGAGCAGAGCGGUGAGGACAAGGCGGAUGGCAAGACCUUCGCGGUCUUCUCUAUAGGCGUUGCGCCCGGAGAGACUGGGCCUGCUCGCUUGCGCUCUCGCACACAUUCCAAAGGUCCUGCUACAACUGUCUCGGCGGGCGGUGAGGGUGAGCAAAGCGGGACAUCGAUCGCGGACGCUGUUGCCGUCCUUGUAGACGUCGCUUCGAAAGCGCUCGACCUGACCGAUCCCACCACAAAAUGGGAGUUCGGGACCACGAAUAGUGUCGAAGAGCUUGCUGGUGACCGGACCGAGGAUGCUGCACCCUCGACGACGAACGACGCACAAACAGUCGAUGUCCUCUCUCACCAUCCGUCGAUAUCUGCUGCGCCAUUCGUGCCCAUGGGUGCGCACUAUGGAGCUCCUCCUUUCGUGCCACCAGUCAUCAUUCCCGGCGCACCGGUCAACGGCAUGCCUAGCGCAACCUCGCCUGUCUUCACCCCUCGGCAUCCUGCUUCUGCCACGGAAGCUGACGAGUGGGCGGUACGCGACUACGGCUUUGGCUUUGGUAGGGGUGGACCUCCGGGAGCGGGACAACCAUCAGAAUAUCCUCCGCGCGACGACAGGUCGUUCCGUGAAAGACGCGACUUUCAGCCUCAGGGGCCCGACACCUUUGGCAGACCUCGGCGAGGUUCGUACGGUCAGCAGGGCGGGUUUGAUCGCGGUGGGUUUGGAGGUCGACGAGGCAGAGGUCUCAGCGGUGGGUAUGGUGGACGCGGCUACUCAAAUCGGGUCUACUCCGGCGGGCGUGGGGGAUACGCGAACCAGGCCCACCAGAGACAACCACCGUACGCCCCCCCACCGCCACCACCGCCGCCUCCUCAGCCAGAGGUCAACUACUAUGCGCCGCCCAUCACUCCCCUUACUACCUAUCUCCCGUCGCCGUAUGAGCCCUACCCGUACGCCCCGUUCCCUCCACCCGCGCCUCCACCGCAGAUGGCAGGGCUGCAGAGCUCGGCACCUCUUCCUGUUCCGCUGACCCCGAUCUACUUCCCGAUCGACUCUACGCGAUACUAUCUGCUCGGCCAGCUGGAGUACUACUUGAGCGUGGACAACAUGACGCUUGACUACUUCCUCCGUCAACAGAUGGACUCGCACGGGUGGAUCCCGAUCCCGCUCAUCGCGUCGUUCAACCGCGUGCGCACGCUGACGACGGACCUGCAAGUCGUCACGGACGCCUUGACGCUGUCGUCGCUGGUUGAGGUCAGGGAUGGCUACGUCCGGAUGACUCAGUGGGACAAGUUCGUCCUCCCUACUGCGCACAAGAGCUCGGUGGAGCCGGAUCAAUACUACGAAGGCUCACAAGUCGAUCAAGCGCUGCUUGCACCCGCUGGACCUGAGGGCGCCGAGCUCGAGGCUCCCGUUGAGCAUCCGGUAACGAACGAGGCUCACGAUGUUGAAGAAGAGGAAGAAGAGGAUGUUGAGUUCGUCCUUUGA